AUAAAAGGGGAAUUCAAUCCAAUGAGCCAAAACAAAACAUUGAAACACAAAAAAGAAGAAAAAUUUAGAAGAAGAUGGGAAAGAGCAAGGUUCUAGUAGUGGGAGGAACAGGGUACAUAGGAAGGAGAAUAGUGAAAGCAAGCUUAGAACAAGGACAUGAAACCUAUGUGAUUCAAAGACCAGAAUUGGGUCUUCAAAUUGAGAAGCUUCAAAGGCUUCUAUCAUUCAAGAAACAAGGUGCUCAUCUUGUUGAAGCAUCUUUUUCAGAUCACAAGAGCCUUGUGGAUGCUAUCAAGAAAGUUGAUGUUGUGAUUAGUGCUAUCUCAGGUGUUCAUAUUAGGAGUCAUAGCAUUGGCUUGCAACUUAAACUUGUUGAUGCCAUCAAAGAAGCUGGUAAUGUUAAGAGGUUUUUGCCUUCUGAAUUUGGGCUAGACCCAGCAAGGAUGGGACAUGCAUUGGAGCCAGGAAGGGUAACAUUUGAUGACAAAAUGGCUGUAAGGAAAGCAAUAGAAGAAGCUAACAUCCCUUUCACUUACAUCUCUGCAAACCUUUUUGCUGGAUACUUUGCUGGCAGCCUCUCUCAGAUGGGCUCUUUUGUUCCUCCAAGGGAUAAAGUCCAUCUCUUUGGAGAUGGCAAACUCAAAGCUGUUUUUCUUGAUGAAGAUGAUGUUGCAACAUAUACAAUCAAGACAAUAGAUGAUCCUCUAACCUUAAACAAAACCUUGUACCUUAGACCACAAGAAAACAUUCUUUCUCAAGGAGAACUUAUUGGAAUUUGGGAGAAACUUAUUGGAAAGGAACUUGAGAAGACAUAUAUAUCUCCUGAAGGUUUUCUUACAACAUUGAAAGGGUUGGAUUAUAAACUUCAAGUAGGGAUUGGACACUUCUAUCAUAUUUUCUACGAGGGUUGUUUGACUAACUUUGAAAUUGGUGAAGAUGGAGAAGAAGCAUCAAAGCUUUACCCUGAGGUGAAUUACACACGCAUGGAUGAGUACCUAAAAAUUUAUGUGUAAAAUGAAAUCUUUCCAUUUCCAUAAGAGGUAGUGUUCAAGCAAAGACAUAAUUAUUGGUUAAAAUUACCUUACUCUUAGGAGAUUUUGUGCUUUAUAGUUCCAUGGAGGAAUAAUCUGGAUAUCUCAUGAUGUUAAAUGUCAAUUUAAAAGUCUUUUUUCUUCUUGAAAUUGCAGACAUGCAUUGUAUUUUGGAAACUAUUUUAAUGAGUUGCAUGCCUACUCCAAAUUUUGAAUGGCAUUUCCUUAUAGUGCCCUUCUACUCA
This is a messenger RNA of Cicer arietinum (chickpea), 1276 nucleotides long. It is a transcript of the gene CAIFR, whose product is annotated as isoflavone reductase. Lineage: Eukaryota; Viridiplantae; Streptophyta; Magnoliopsida; Fabales; Fabaceae. Gene Ontology annotation, molecular function: oxidoreductase activity. The record is from RefSeq and is a predicted model, not a curated record.